This is a messenger RNA of Lactuca saligna, 774 nucleotides long. The record is from the annotation of a GenBank genome assembly. Lineage: Eukaryota; Viridiplantae; Streptophyta; Magnoliopsida; Asterales; Asteraceae.
CGAGACUUGAGAUUUGGCAGAAAAUCUUGCAGUAUAUUGUAACCACUAAUUUUUUUUCAUUAAAAAAAUACUCACUCAAGGCCAAGAACUCACCAAAAGAAUUUGUGGCUGAGAGUUGUGCUGACGUGUCUCGCUUAUACCAAAAGUGGACCAAAAAGUCGCACAUGUACGCUUACAAGACGACGAAAAAUCAAACAACACAUACAUACAUUCAUUCUUCAAAGAGAACUCAGUCGAGAGAUAAACAGCUAGUGAUGUCGGAAGUGAACGACGCGUCGAUUAAGUUUUUCGGAAGCACGAUUCAAUCUAGUUACAUUCUCAGUCAAACUGAUGAACAACAACGGAGGUCUUACAAAGGCAUCAAGGCGUUUCGAUCAGAAGGUGAUGAGAUUGCACGUGGCAAGAAAGCUUUGGUCAAUUUGCGAGCGAACCCUGCAGCCAUGUCAAGAUCAGUUAACUUCCAUGAGACCUCGUAACAUUGAACAACAUUCCAUGUUGAGAAGUUGAUUUUCAUACGAAUCAAUCAAGCAUGUGGGCAUCAAACUGUUAAACUGUUAUCUAAAAAAUAGACUAAUAGAUUUUCAUUGAAGUUACUUCGAAAGAAUAGUCUUGAAAUGUAUCAAGAUCACGUGUAAAUGCCUAAUGGUGAUGUGAGCUAGUAUUCUAUUGAGAAUUUAUAAUGCUUACUACCGUAUAUUUCCCACUGGACUCUUGUUUUUAAUUGAAAAUAUUGAUAUUACAAGCUGAUCUCUUAUGUGUAAGACUAUCUUCAAU